GGCUAGAGCGGCCAUGGGAGGCGGCACCGGCUAGAUGAGGGCGGGGCAAGGAGCCAGAGCGCCUGCGCAACCACUGGAGCGCGCGCCCUACUUUGAACAGGUCCCGGGAGGCGGUGCGCCUGCGCACUAGUGCUGCCCCGAAAGAGUGGCUUCCUCCCUCCCAGGCUUCGGCCUGGCUAGAGGCCUCGGAAUCCGCGGUCUCGUCCUGUUUAGACCCCGGCCCCACCAUGCCAGAGAUCCGCCUCCGCCACGUGGUGUCGUGCAGUAGCCAGGAUCCGACCCAUUCGGCGGACAACCUGCUGAAGGCCGACACCUAUCGGAAAUGGAGAUCGGCCAAGGCCGGGGAGAAGCAGAUCUCCGUCAUCCUGCAGCUGGAGAAGGAGGAGCAGAUCCACAGCAUCGAUGUCGGGAACGAGGGCUCAGCCUUUGUCGAGGUGCUGGCGGGCAGCUCUGCUGCUGGAAGUGGGGAGCAGGACUACGAGGUCCUCCUUGUGACCUCUUCAUUCAUGUCCCCCACUGAGAGCCGCAGCGGGACUAACUCCAAUCGGGUCCGGCUGUUUGGUUCUGACAAGCUGGUCCGGGCCACUGCUGAGAAGCGCUGGGACCGGGUGAAGGUUGUGUGCAGCCAGCCCUACUGCAAGGACUCUCCGUAUGGUCUGAGCUUCAUAAGGCUUCACAGCCCCCCAGACAAGGACAAGGAGGAGCCCGAGGCUGCCCCGCCGAAGGUCACCAAGUUGGGAGCCUUCCGAGUGAGGGAGGAUGACGGCACGAGCGGCAGCCUCCGGCCCGGGGCCCUCUUCUUCAGUCGGGUCGGCAAGGCCUCUCCAAGUGAGAUGGGUCUGGGGGCCGUUCUGGGCCUGGCUCCUCUCAGGGCUAUGCUUUCAGAGGCCUGGGCGGCUGUGACGCAAGGAAAAGGGGGGACCCGCCCCAGAGUGAACGCUGGGCUGGGUCGGGCUGGGCUGGGGGAGGAGAGAGUGGGGCCCUGGGGGCAGUUACUCAUCCUGGGGCCCAGGUAA
This is a messenger RNA of Gracilinanus agilis (Agile Gracile Mouse Opossum), 1016 nucleotides long. It is a transcript of the gene XRCC1, whose product is annotated as X-ray repair cross complementing 1. The record is from RefSeq and is a predicted model, not a curated record. Gene Ontology annotation, molecular function: damaged DNA binding. The coding region runs from base 228 to 1016 and encodes 262 amino acids. Gene Ontology annotation, cellular component: nucleus. NCBI's taxonomy places the organism in Eukaryota, Metazoa, Chordata, Mammalia, Didelphimorphia, Didelphidae. The transcript is spliced from 7 exons. Gene Ontology annotation, biological process: single strand break repair; base-excision repair.